GUAGUGUUUGCUUCCAGGCCACAGUUUCCUUGCAACUCUUGGUCUUGCAGCACUUGGUCUUGCACCUCUUUGGUCUUGCAAAAUGGUUGCACCACUUGUAACUGUUGCAUACCUCUUUCUUCCUCUUCUUCUGUUAAUCCUUUUUCAAAACCUGAAAAAGGAGAAGAAUUCACGGUUUCCACCUGGUCCAAGAGGGCUUCCCAUAGUAGGGAACCUUCUUCAUGUGGACAGUACCACUCUUCAUCUGCAGCUGUGGGAACUGUCAAAGAAAUACGGACCCAUUGUUUCCCUUAGAUUUGGAUCAAGGAAAGCCAUUGCCGUUUGCACAUCUGAAUUGGCCAGAGAGGUGUUGAAAGACCGUGACCUCGAGUGCUGUGGAAGACCUAAACUGCUUGGCCAACAAACUUUGUUCUUCAAAGGCUACGAUGUUAUAUUCUCUCCUUACGGUGAGUUCUGGAGAGAGAUCAGAAAGAUCUGCGUGCUGAAUGUCCUUAGCCAGAAACAGGUCGCAACAUUUUCCCCAAUAAGACACAGUGAGUUGAAGGAUAUGAUGAAAAGAAUUUCGAGGAACGCUUCAUCCGGAAAGCUUUAUAACUUUACCGAAGCGACUAUUUCCCUUACAAGCACUAUCAUAUGUAGAAUACUGUUUGGGAGAAGCUACGAAGAUAACGAAGCCGAUGGGAGUAGAUUCUAUUCCCUACUCAAAGGCUGCCAAGAGAUGAUGGUUGCCUUCUUUUUCUCUGAUUUCAUUCCUUCCUUGGGUUGGAUCGAUACUGUCACAGGAAAGAAGGCUCGUCUUCGUGCUAUUUUCCAGGAGGUUGAUAGCUUCUUCCAGGACGCCAUUGAUGAACACCUUGAUCCCAAUAGAGUAGUCACUCCAGAGAACACAGAUAUCACAGAUAUCAUUCUUCAACUUCAGAAGCAGCGUACCAGUUCCGUCGAACUCACAGACGACGUCGUCAAGGCCAUCCUCAUGGACUUGCUUCUGGCAUCAACAGAUUCAAGUUCGGCCUCCUUGGUGUGGAAUAUGACUGCCCUACUAAAGAAUCCAAGAGUGAUGAAGAAACUUCAAGCUGAAAUCAGGGGUAAGGCAGGUGGAAAGGAAUUUCUGGACGAUGAAGAUGUUCAGAAUCUGCCGUAUCUGAGGGCGGUGAUAAAAGAGACAUUCAGAUACUAUCCACCAGGGCCAAUUCUCGUGCAGAGAGAAACAAACGAGGAUUGCGUGAUAGGAGGUUACGAAAUUCCUGCGAAGACAACAUUGUACGUGAAUGCUUGGGCGAUUCAUAAGGACGAAAACAACUGGAAAAACCCAUUUGAGUAUUAUCCGGAGAGGUUCAUGGAUAGCAGCGUAACUUUCAGAGGGACAGAUUAUGAGUUUCUUCCGUUCGGUUCUGGUCGUAGAGUUUGUCCUGGGAUGCCUAUGGCGAUUGCUUCGUUGGAUUUGAUUCUGGCGAAUCUUCUGAAUGCAUUCGAUUGGGAACUGCCAGCAGGAAUGAAACCAGAAGACUUGGAUGUUUUAACAGAUCCAGGACUCACAGUGCACAAGAGGAAUCCUCUUCAUAUUCUUCCUAAACGUGUAAUCUAAAACUAUCAUUCUUAAUUCCUACGUAGUAAUGUUUGCUGUCUGCCCAAUCUUACCACCACAACCACAACGACGUAGGUAAAUAAGGGCCCUCUCCACUGUCUCUGUCUUUUCUUUCUUUCUCUUGUACUCUUCUUCUUCUUCUUGUAUUACCAUUCUUAAUUAUAUCUUAAUUAAUGUCAUUUUAUCAUCAAUCCAAUUAUUACAAGAAAUUACAUCGUCA
Molecule: messenger RNA, 1805 nt
Organism: Vigna radiata var. radiata (mung bean)
Lineage: Eukaryota; Viridiplantae; Streptophyta; Magnoliopsida; Fabales; Fabaceae
Product: cytochrome P450 83B1
Exons: 2
Coding region: 83-1585 (500 amino acids)
Molecular function (GO): heme binding; monooxygenase activity; oxidoreductase activity, acting on paired donors, with incorporation or reduction of molecular oxygen
Source: RefSeq, a predicted model, not a curated record